AUGGCGGCCCUGGCGGCUGGAGUCUCCAAGCAGCGGGCAGCCGCCGAAGGUCUGGGCUCCAACCAGAAGGCCGUGAAGUACCUAGGCCAGGACUUCGAGACCCUGAGGCAGCAGUGCUUGGACUCAGGCGUCCUCUUUAAGGAUCCAGAGUUCUCAGCGUGCCCAUCAGCCUUGGGCUACAAGGAUCUCGGACCAUGCUCCCCGCAAACUCAAGGCAUUGUCUGGAAGCGACCGCCGGAACUGUGUCCCAGCCCUCAGUUUAUCGUUGGUGGAGCCACGCGCACAGACAUUUGUCAAGGGGGCCUAGGUGACUGCUGGCUUCUGGCCGCCAUCGCCUCCCUCACCUUGAAUGAAGAGCUGCUUUACCGCGUGGUGCCCAGGGACCAGAACUUCCAGAAGAACUAUGCGGGAAUCUUUCAUUUUCAGUUCUGGCAGCGCGGCGAGUGGGUGGAGGUGGUGGUGGACGACCGGCUGCCCACCAAGGACGGGGAGCUGCUCUUCGUGCGCUCGGCAGAGGGGAGCGAGUUCUGGAGCGCCCUGCUGGAGAAGGCCUACGCCAAGCUUAAUGGUUCUUAUGAGGCUCUCGCUGGAGGGUCCACAGUGGAGGGGUUUGAGGAUUUCACGGGUGGCAUCUCUGAGUUUUACGACCUGAGGACGCCACCAGCCAGUCUGUAUCAGAUCAUCCGGAAGGCCCUCCGUGGGGGGUCUCUGCUGGCCUGCUCCAUUGAUGUCUCCAGUGCAGUCGAAACAGAAGCCGUCACCAGCCAGAAGCUGGUUAAGGGUCACGCGUACUCCGUCACUGGAGUCGAGGAGGUGGAUUUCCGUGGCCGUCUGGAGAAGCUGAUCAGACUCAGGAACCCGUGGGGUGAAGUGGAGUGGACGGGAGCCUGGAGUGACAAUGCCCCAGAGUGGAAUUACACAGAUCCCAGGCAGAAAGGAGAGCUGGCCAAGACAGCGGAGGACGGGGAGUUUUGGAUGUCCUUUGCGGAUUUCCUGAGGCAGUUCUCACGGCUGGAGAUCUGCAGCCUGUCUCCAGACUCCCUGAGCAGCGAGGAGAUGCACAAGUGGAACCUGGUCCUGUUCAAUGGCCGCUGGGCGCGGGGCUCCACCGCCGGCGGCUGCCAGAGCCUUCCGGCCACUUACUAGACCAACGCCCAGUUCAAAAUCCGUUUGGAUGAGGCGGACGACCACCAGGAGGAGGGUGAUGGUGAACCCCGCUGCACGGUGCUGCUGGGCCUGAUGCAGAAGAAUCGCCAGUGACAGAAGAGACUAGAACAGGGCGUGCUGAGCAUCGGCUAUGCCGUCUGCAAGGUCCCCAAAGAGCUGGAGAGUCACACGGACGUGCACCUGGGCCAGUACUUCUUCCUGGGCCACCAGCCCUCGGCCCGCUCCAGCACCUAUGUCAAGCCCAGCCCAGGCCUGGCUCCCCCGGGGGAGUACCUGGUGGUGCCGUCCACCUUCGAGCUCUCCCAGGACGGCGACUUCUGCCUGAGGGUGUUCUCGGAGAAGAAGGCCCGGGCCCUGUGCGUGUCCUUUCCCAGCGCGGAUUUUGAGAUCGGUGCCAAUAAACUCAAGACGGUUCUGAACAAGGUGCUUUCCGAACGGAAAGACAUAAAAUUCGAUGGAUUCGACAUCAACACUUUCAGGGAGACAAUCAGCCUCAUGGAUAGCAAUGGGACGGGCACCUUGGGACUCGUGGAAUUCAAGACGCUGUGGCUGAAGAUUCAGAAGGACCUGGAGAUCUACCGGGGAACCGAUAAUAACCACUUGGGGACCAUUGAUGCCCAUGAGAUGAGGACAGCCCUCAACCCCGCAGGGUUCACCCUCGGCGACCAGGUGCAGCAAACCAUCGCCCUGCGGCACGCGAGCAGCACGCUCAGCGUCGACUUCGAUGGCUUCGUUGCUUGUGUGACCCGCCUGGAGACCCUCUUCAAACUAUUCAGGCGUCUGGACAAGGACCAGAACGGCACUGUCCAGCUCUCUCUGGCUGAGUGCUCUGGCGUAGGGGUUAGUGAGGCACUUCCUGGAGGACGGAGCACGGAGCCGGGGCAAGCUCGCAGCCCUGUGGGGCAGGAGGACGCCCGGCAAAGUCGCACGGGUCCCGGGGAGCGGCGAGCUCGGCCCGCGCGUCCUUCCGUUGCGGUGGCCGCGCUGUGCGUUGGUCUGACCCAGGGCUGUGGACGGCGGUGA
This is a messenger RNA of Pteropus alecto (black flying fox), 2190 nucleotides long. Its product is annotated as calpain-8. Gene Ontology annotation, biological process: proteolysis. Gene Ontology annotation, cellular component: cytoplasm. Gene Ontology annotation, molecular function: calcium ion binding; calcium-dependent cysteine-type endopeptidase activity. The record is from RefSeq and is a predicted model, not a curated record. Lineage: Eukaryota; Metazoa; Chordata; Mammalia; Chiroptera; Pteropodidae.